AUGGUUGCAAAGACAGAGUUUAAAGCUGCGUGGGCUAUAGUCCUAACCAGUACCAAUAACUAUGUAAAAGGAGUUAUUGCCUUGGCAGAAGCGUUGCGUCAUGUCCAUAGCAAAUAUCCACUUUUGGUGCUUCACACGGAUGCAGUAUCUGACAAUGCUCUAAAGUUACUCGAGCUAGCAAAUUGCACUCUCAGGCGUAUCGACCCGAUCAAACCAAAGGCAAAGAUAGAUUACUUUGCUGAAAGGUUCAUUGAUACUUGGACUAAGCUUGGAGCAUGGGGUCAAACAGACUAUGAUCGUCUUGUUCUAUUGGAUGCAGACAUGCUUCCAUUUCAAAAUAUGGAUGAGCUUAUGACAAUGAAGCUUAGAAGCAAGUAUUGGGUAGCUGCCUGCCAUGCAUGUACCUGUAAUCCACAAAAGAUUAAGGCAUACCCGUCUGAUUGGGUUCCGGCAAAUUGUGCUUACACACAUAUCCAAGGAGAUUUUCCGAUCAAGCCCACUCGCCACUACUUUAACAGUGGACUUAUUGUGCUCACACCAUCUCAAAACUUGUUUACCGACAUGUUAGCUCGUCUUCAUGCUACUCCCGAUCUUAGCAUUUAUCCAUUUCCCGACCAAGAUUUCCUCAAUGAAGUUUUUUCUGGCUGCUGGGUCACUCUUCCCUAUAUAUAUAAUGCCCUCAAGACUCUUCCUCAGGCCCAUCCUUCUCUAUGGCACACCUCUGACCUUAAAAAUGUGCACUAUAUCCUCUCAAAGCCCUGGGAUACAGAUGACAGUUCAAUGAAAGAGGAUGAUAAGAUAUACUACUCGCUCUAUAAAGUCUGGUGGAGCGCAUAUGAGCGUGCCAUAGAACGCCUUCCAUUAAAUAAGGCACUGGUUGCCUUUUAGACACUCUUAUUCUUAUAUUUUCCCUUAUAUUACCCAUCUGUUUUUUUUUCUAAUUUAAAUACCACUAUAAACUAACAUAUUUGCUACUAUU
This is a messenger RNA of Phycomyces blakesleeanus NRRL 1555(-), 979 nucleotides long. RefSeq names its product glycosyltransferase family 8 protein. The record is from RefSeq and is a predicted model, not a curated record. Gene Ontology annotation, molecular function: glycosyltransferase activity. The transcript is spliced from 2 exons. The coding region runs from base 1 to 888 and encodes 295 amino acids. Lineage: Eukaryota; Fungi; Mucoromycota; Mucoromycetes; Mucorales; Phycomycetaceae.